GUGGGCGGGGGGGAGGAGGAAGUGCUGGUCUGGAUGACUUUUUCAGAAACAACACAUUGCUUUUUGUCUCCCCAUCCCUUAGAGGAAUAGGCCUGUCUUCGUAGCCAAGCAAGAAAAAAUAUAUUUUCACAGAAGUGUUGCAAUAAAAGGGGAAGGAGAUGGAAGAGCAGGGCCCAGAGGGACCUGUCCCUAGCAAGAGAGCAAAGAAAGGCCCCCAUCCCAUCCAAGCUGGGAGUGGUGUUGAAUUCUGGAAGAAAGCUGUGCCAGAGACCUGGGAUCAGGAGCCCCUGAACUCAGAAGUACUUUCCCGACGCUUCCAGCAGUUCCGCUACCAUGAUGCUGAUGGACCCCGAGAGGUUUGCAGCCAGCUCCAUAGUCUUUGCAACCACUGGCUAAAGCCAGAGAGGCACUCCAAGAAGCAGAUCCUGGACCUGGUGAUCCUGGAGCAGUUCUUGACCAUCCUACCCCAGGAAAUGCAGGGCUGGGUCAGAGGAUGCAGUCCAGAGACUAGUUCCGAGGCAGUAGCCCUGGCUGAAGGCUUUCUCCUGAGUCAGGCAGAGGAGAAGAGGCAGGAAGAACAGGUGUGGGAUCUAUCCAUGAAGAAGAAAGCUAAAUUCUCUGAUGCUGAAAGUGCUCCAUUGGAGGAAAGGCAGCACAACCUGGUUAAGAAGUGUGGUGAAGAUGCCCUCUCACACGUAAGUCAAGAGACUGCGUUGUUCCAUUUUCUUUGUGGAGAUGUGGAAACAGCUGCUGCAUAUCCAAUCCAGUCUCCAGUUUCCUUUGAGGAGGUGGCUGUGUGUUUCGAUGAGACAGAGUGGGUCUUGCUGGAUCCAAACCAAAGAGCUCUCUACAGGGAAGUCAUGCUGGAGAACCAUAGGACUGUGGCCUCUCUGGAAGCCGGGAAUUUAAGGGAGACUGUGGUGGAGAAAGAUAAAGGUGUUACAUCUGAAAAAAGGCUGCAAAGUUUCUCAAGACGAUGUGAAGAGAGUAUUUUCUUCUCAGAUGAGCUAGUUGUGACACAUGUAGAGGAGAUGGUUGGAGAAUUCCAGAGGUUCUCUGUGGAAAAAGCCAAGGAGAAAGACUCCAAUGGAAACUUCAGGAAUGAUGGACUACAGAGGAAGGAGGGAAGCCAUGCAGACAUGAGGAGGAAUAAGUCCAUUUCACCCCAAGGAGAAGGUUUCCAUGAAAUCCCCGUCCAAGAAGAAGGAUCACCCAAACCAAGAAAGAACAAAGACCUCCAUGCUAACCAGAGAUUCCACAUCAGGCAAAACAAAAAUGAAAGUGUGGCCUUUGGAAAGAUACUCCAUCAAAACAUGAAUGGUAUUUCUGAGAGGAAAAUUCCCUCAGGAGAGAAACAAUAUGAUUGCAUCAAGUGUGGAAAGAUGUUCAGUCGGAAAUCAGCCCUUACUUCACAUCAAAGAAUUCACUCUGCACGAGAUGAGCAGUGGAAUCUGGGUGAUAAGGAAGUGCAUCAGCUAUUGUCACAGAAAGUCAAGAAUGAAGUUAUGAAAGGAAACAUCAGGAAUCAAGGCAGACUGAAGAGGCAGAAAGAAAGUCACAUGGUCGAGAAGAGGGAUAAACCCAUUCCUGGCCAAGAAUGUGUUUUCCGUGAAGUAAUCCACAUGGUAGAGGAAGCACACAAGUGCUUGGAGUGUGGAAUGAACUUCUCAGAGCAAGCCCAAUAUGAGAUUCAUUUACAAAUGCACAGUGGACUGAAGACCAAUCAGUGCUUGGAUUCUAGAAAGUGCUUCCUUGGCAGAGCAGAGCUGCCUGGGCAUCAAAAAACACAUACAGAUGGGAAACCUUGCAGCUGUUCAGACUGUGGAAAGACCUUCUCACAGAAAUUAGACCUUGUUCAACACCAAAGGAGUCAUUCAGGAGAGAAACCAUUUAUCUACUCAGAGAGUGAUAAGACUUUCUCUGAUGGAGGAAAUGGUAAUGUAAAUAUUUCUAAGGACAGUAUAAUGGAAGCAUGUAAAUGCAUUCAGUGUGGAAUGCAAUUCAAAUACAGAUCAGAGCUCCUUGUGCACCAAAGAAUUCACACAGAUGCUAAACCUUUUGAAUGCUCAGUGUGUGGAAAGAGAUUCAUUUGCAAUUGCAGUCUUCAAAGACAUCAAAGUAUCCACGCAGGGGAUAAACCUUUUGAAUGCUCAGAGUGUGGAAAGAAGUUCAGUUGCAGUGGCAGUCUGAAAGGACACCAAAGAACUCACACAGGGGCAAAACCCUUCCAGUGCACAGAAUGUGGAAAGAGGUUCAGUCGGCGUGGCAAUCUUCAGAUGCAUCAAAGAACCCACACCGGGGAUAAACCUUUUGAAUGCUCAGAGUGUGGAAAGAGAUUUAGUUGCCUUGGCCAUCUGCAGAGGCAUCAAGUAAGACACACAGGGGAAAAGCCUUUUGAAUGCUUAGAGUGUGGGAAGAGGUUCAGUCAAAAUACCAGUCUUCAGAUGCAUCAAAGAACCCACACAGGGGAGAAACCUUUUGAGUGCUCAGAGUGUGGAAAGAGAUUUAGUCAGAGUGGCCAUCUUCAACAGCAUCAGAGAACCCACACAGGGGAGAAACCUUUUGAAUGCUCAGAGUGUGGAAAGAGAUUCAGUCAGAGUAGCAGUCUUCGAAACCAUCAAAGAACUCACACAAAGGAGAGACCUUUUGGAUGCUCAGAAUGUGGAAAGAAAUUCAGAUGCAAUGGCAAUCUCCAAGAGCAUCUGAGAACCCACACAGGGGAAAAACCAUUUGAAUGCUCAGAAUGUGGUAAGAGAUUCAGUAGCAGUGGCCGUCUUCAAACGCAUCAAAGAACCCACACAGGGGAGAAACCUUUUGAAUGCUUAGAGUGUGGAAAGAGAUUCAGUCAGAGUAGCAAUCUUGCACGGCACUUAACAAUCCACACAAAGGAGAGGCCCUUUGAGUGCUCAGAGUGUGGAAAAAGUUUCAGUCACAAUAGCACACUUCAACAGCAUCGAAUAAUCCACACAGGAGAAAAACCAUUUGAAUGCUCAGAGUGUGGAAAGAGAUUCAGUCAGCGUACCGGUCUUCAAAACCAUCAAAGAACUCACACAGAGGAGAGACCUUUUGGAUGCUCAGAAUGUGGAAAGAAAUUCAAAUGCAGUGGCCAUCUCCAACAGCAUUUGAGAACCCACACAGGGGAAAAAUCAUUUGAAUGCUCAGAAUGUGGUAAGAGAUUCUGUACAAGUGGCAGGCUUCAAAUGCAUCAAAGAUCCCACACAGGAGAGAAACCUUUUGAAUGCUCUGAAUGUGGAAAGAGAUUCAGUCAGACAGGACAUCUUCAUCAGCAUCAAAGAACGCACACAGGAGAGAAACCCUUUAAAUGUUCAGAAUGUGGUAAUAGAUUUAGUCAGCGAGGCAGUCUUCAAAUGCAUCAAAGAUCUCACACAGGAGAGAAACCUUUUGAAUGUUCCGAAUGUGGAAAGAGAUUCAGUCAGAGUAGCGGUCUUCAAGACCAUCUAAAAACCCAUACAGGGGAAAAACCUUUCCAAUGCUCAGAGUGUGGAAAGAGAUUCAGUAACAGAAGCACUCUUCAGCAGCAUCAAAGAAUCCACACAGGGGAAAAACCUUUUGAAUGCUCAGAGUGUGGAAAGAAAUUCAAUCACAGAAGCAGUUUUCGACAGCAUCAAAGAACCCAUACAGGGGAGAAACCUUUUGAAUGCUCAGAGUGUGGAAAGGGAUUCAGUUGCGGUGGACAUCUUCAACGGCAUGAAAGAAUCCACACAGGGGAGAAACCAUUUGAAUGCUAUGAGUGUGGUAAAAGAUUCAAUUGCUGUCACAGUCUUCAAAUUCAUCAAAGAAUCCACACAGGGGAGAAACCAUUUGAAUGUUCAGAGUGUGGAAAGGGAUUCAGUUGCAGUGGCAAUCUUCAAAAACAUCUUAGAAUCCACACAAGGGAGAAACCUUUUGAAUGUUCAGAGUGUGGGAAGAGAUUCAGUCAUAGUAACAGCCUUCAAUCACAUGAAAGAACCCACAUGAGGCAGUUACUUUGAAAUGCCCCGCAUGUGGAAAUAGAUUCAGUCACCAUAACAGUUUUUAGACACAUGAAAGAACCCAUGCUGGGGAGGAACCUUUGAAUGCUUAAAGUGCAGAUAGAGAUUCAGUAAAAGUAGCAAGUUUGCAGUAAUCUUAAGUAUCCACACAAAGGAAAACUUGGUUGAAUGCUCAGAAUGUGGAAUGUAGUUUAAUCACAGUGGUAGUCUUUUACUGAAAGAACCCACACAGAAAGAACUCACACAGGAGAGAAGCUGUUUGAAUGCUCAGAGUCUGGAAAGGAAUUCCAAUGUAGAAGCAGUUGUCAGUGGCCUCUAGAAGCAAUACGAAGUUAGAAACUUUUGAAUGCUCAUCAUAAGGCUCUUGUCACCUCCUCUGUUGAGACACUGAAUUUGGAGAGUUUGAGUUUAUACCCCACUUUUGUCAACUGUACCUUUCCUCAGUGAAGCUUACAAACUCCUUCCCUUCCUCUCCCCACAACAGACACCUCGUGAGGUAGGUGAGAGAGUUCUGAGAUAACUGUGACUAGUCCACAAUCAGGUUUCAUAUGUAUAAGUGGGGAAACAAGCUCGUUUUACCUGAUAAGAGUCCACCAAUCAUGUGGAGAAGUGGGGAAUCAAACCUAAUUCUCCUGAUUGGAGUCCCCCACUCUUAACCACUACACACUUAUCAUCAGUUUUUUCUUCAUUGAUUUGAAAGGCACUGUUUGAAAACCUAAGGUGCAAUUUGCGGAUUUGAGCAAUAAGUUUAUGCCAUGUCCAGACCACCUUCCAUCAUAGAUGUAGGAUGUCAUUAGGGAUUUUACAAAAAAACCCUUCCCUAGCUCCAAAGCACAUAUACGACCAUAUCUCUACUUCAAAGAGUAUUUCAUUAAAACAAAAUGAGACCAUUUCCAGUUAAUGGUCAAUCUCCUGUUAGCCAUCAAGGCAGUCCAACAUGCCUAGUAUUUUCAAAACUUCCCCACCUUGGAAUGUGAGGUGUCAUUUCUAAUUGUUCCCUCUGAAUUAUUAGAGAAAUUGCUUCAAACUGCCUAGUGAAAUUCAUACUUAGUGUCUUGAACCAAUCAUAAGCACAAAAUCCAGAACAAUGCAACGUACUGAACAUGUAACCAAAAUAUAUACGCUUUGCACAAUGCCACUGGCACUAAUCCGAUUACGUUUUAAUUUUUAUUCAAUUUCUUAAUCAUAUUAAUGUUUUACACAAUGAUAAUCCAUUCAAUAUUUAGUAAUUAUUCAAUUUCUUAAUCACAUUAAUGUAUUACACAAUGAUAAUCUAUUCAAUAUUUACAGUAUAUAACGGAGAACUGGAAAAUGUGUUUCUGUACUCUUAUGUUCCUGCUGGGUGACCUUGGACUAGUCACAGUUCUUCAGGACUCUCUCAGUUUCACCUACCUCAUAAGAUAUCUGUUGUGGGGAGAAGAAGGGAAAGGAGCUUGUAAGCCAUCAUAAGAGAGAAAGGUGGGGUAUAAAUCCAAACUCUUCUUCUCCUUUUUCUUUUAAGUUAUAUUUUACAUCCAAUAAAAUUAAGGUAUUAAUUCUUC
Messenger RNA from Sphaerodactylus townsendi, 5533 nucleotides. Its product is annotated as zinc finger protein 658B-like. The transcript is spliced from 11 exons. NCBI's taxonomy places the organism in Eukaryota, Metazoa, Chordata, Lepidosauria, Squamata, Sphaerodactylidae. Gene Ontology annotation, cellular component: nucleus. Gene Ontology annotation, biological process: negative regulation of transcription by RNA polymerase II. The record is from RefSeq and is a predicted model, not a curated record. Gene Ontology annotation, molecular function: RNA polymerase II cis-regulatory region sequence-specific DNA binding; DNA-binding transcription repressor activity, RNA polymerase II-specific. The coding region runs from base 159 to 3992 and encodes 1277 amino acids.